Messenger RNA from Rotaria sp. Silwood2, 2763 nucleotides. Lineage: Eukaryota; Metazoa; Rotifera; Eurotatoria; Philodinida; Philodinidae. The record is from the annotation of a GenBank genome assembly.
AUGAAUUCACGUGAACUAUCAAGUUUUAAACAAUUAAUAAUACUUCAUCCAUUACUUAAAGAUGAACAACGAGAUCGUAUUACAAUUAUGAUUUCAGGAAAAAAAUUUUUUGUACAAAAUCGUCAAUUAAAAAUUUUCCCUGAAACAUUAUUGGGUAAUGAAGAUAAACGACGUAUGUUCUAUGAUAAUAAAUUACAUUUAUAUAGAUUUAAUCGACAUCCGUCUAUAUUUGAAUCUAUACUUUAUUAUUAUUUAAAUCCUGGAAUUCUUAUUCGACCACCUCAUAUUGAACCUGAAAUUUUCUAUGAUGAACUUCGUUUUUGGAAUAUAAAUGAAAGCCUUAUUGAGAUAUUUAUCGAAGAAGACAUGAUACAUUUAGAUAAUAUUCGUCUUUUACCAGCACAAAAAUGGCGUUGUAUUAUUUGGAAAACUCUUAUGUACCCAAAAAGUAUUCAUUUUCCAUAUAGUGAAUUAGUAAUAGGAACAUGCAUAUUAACAACAUUAUUAUCAUGUAUACCAUUUAUAGGAGAAAUUAUACCGACAGUAACUGAAUUAAAUAAACUUCAAAGUAUACUUGGUGUUGAACAAAUAUAUUUUCCAUUAUAUAUACGUUCAUUUUAUAUAAUUGAAAUUAUUUCUAUAGCAAUAUUUUCUAUUGAAUUAAAUUUACGAAUAAUAUCAGCACCAAUAUUUUCUUUGAUUAUUUAUGAUAUAAUUAAUUUUCUAGAUUUGAUAAUUAUUUUAUCUGGUUCAAUUUGUUUAAUUUGUUAUCAUUUACAUAAUAUUCGUCAUAUAAAUAAUUUUCUUUCAUUUUACUAUUGGUUACUUAUUUUAAAAUCAUUUCGUAUUUAUCGAUUAACACGAUAUAUGGUACAUAUAAGAUUAUUAUAUAAAGCAGUGGCUAUUAGUUUAAAUGAAGUUUGUUCACUAAUUAUUUCAGUAAUAUUCUGUAUGUUAUUAUUUGGUACAUUGAUUUAUAUCAUCGAUAAUUCAGAACCGGAAUCAAAUACAAGAAAUAUUCUUGAUGGAUUUUGGCUUGCUUUUAUUACAUUAACUACGUUAGGCUAUGGUGAUAUAUAUCCUCGUUCCUUUGAAGCUCGAAUAGCUGCUGGUCUAUGUGCUUUAAUAGGCAUUAUUAUCUUUAGUGAACGAAUUAUGAAUCAAUUGCCGACAUAUAAUAAUGUCAAUGAUGGACUUGCAUCUCGACGUUACUCAGGUUUUCCACUUAACUCAACAUUAGUUAGUUCUUAUACUCCCGAUACAAUUCGAAGUAUUAUUAGUCAUGCUGCAGCUGGACAACCUUAUUCAACGGCUGUUUGGAUUCGUAUUAAUCGAAUUGGAAUUCAAGUAAGUGCACAAGAUCCUCAAAUAGCUCGAACACGCAUACCAGUCUUUAUUCCAAUUGGACUUGUACAUGAUAUUUUUAUGUUACCAAAUAUAAAUAAUGUUAUUUGUAUUGUUUAUGAUGAAUUACAAUCAAAUAUGAAAGGUGUUUUAUUAUAUGUUGUUCAUCCAUCUGAUGCACAAUCAUUACGUGAUGAUUUUCGUAUUGUUAAACAAGCAAGUAAUAAUCAACAAGUUCCACCAGCACCAUAUUCAAGUCCAUUCGAUAGUCGUUUUUCGCAAGUAGGUGAUAUUCAUCCAUUAGGAAAUAAUCGUAUGUAUACUCCAACAUCACCAAGUAAAUCUCCAGUGUCAAAUGAACUUUAUCGAAAUACAGUUAAUAUUCGACAAUCAUCACCAAGACGUAUUAUACAUAUUCGAGAAAAUGAAACUAAUUUAACACCAACAAUACAUGAACUUAGUUAUACAUCAACAAGAGGUAGUUUUAAUAAUGGAGAAGAAGAUACUCAUCGACGUCAUAAAAGUCAAAAAAGAAGUCAAAAAUCACAUUCACCAACUAAACGUUCAAGUGAUAGUGCAGUUAAACGAGAAAGAAAACAUAGAUCACGUUCACCUGAAAAACAUGCUAGAUCAAAAUUACGUAUUAGUAGUAGUAAUCAUGAAAUAUCAUCAGAAGCAGUACAACAACAGCAACAACAACAACAACAACAAUGGCUUAUUCAACAACAACAACAAUGGCUUCUACAACAACAACAAAUGGCAACUUGGCAAGCUGCUCAACAAGCACCAUCAGUUCCUAUUGGUAUUUAUAAUCGUUAUGUUCCAAAAACUAUUCCAUUACCAACAGGUGAAACACUUAAGACAGCUAUACCAUCAUCAAAUGUCAAUGGUGCAGCAACGAAUGGUGCAGCUAUGGCUUAUAUUGAACCACAGCAGACUGCCAAUAUCAAAGAUACUCAUAAUUUACCAUCUUUAUCUACAGGCUCUCAUCAACGCCAACCACAAAAUCGUUCAUCAACUAAUGCACCAUCACCUGCCUAUGUACAAUCGGCACAUCACCAUCACGGUCAUCAUCAUCAUCAUCGAUAUCAUGCUGAUGAUAAUACAGCAGGAUUAUCAAAACCUGAUUCAAAUAUAUAUGGUAAUGUAACACAAACUUCUCGAUCACGUCCAAAAUAUUCUGCAUCAAAAGACCAUAAUAAAACACCAGAUAAUGAUGAAGACACAAAACAAUAUUUAAAAAUGUUAGUUGAUGAAAUGCAAGCAAUGAAAAUUGAAAUGAAUAAAAUACGACAAACAGCUCUUGAUGUACCAAAAGGACGUUCAGAUUCAUUACAAGGUGAUUUAAAAGAAAUGCGUGCUCAUAUUGAUCGCAUUCGUUCACGAAUGGCUUUAACACCAAAAAUUCCUGAAAACUAA